GGCUUGUGGGGCUGUGUUAGUGCCGUCGCGCACCUCAUCAUCGGACACUCGCCAGACAUUGAGUUUCUUCGCACGUAGCACGUGAAAUGAAAGUUGAAUAUUACUUUUCAACUAAAACCGUACUUUGAAAACCGAAAAUCACGGCUGUCUACCGGAAAAAUUAAUCUUAAAUUGAACUCUACGCUAUAGUGUGAAAACUUGGUAAUACUAACGAGUGCUGUGUGUGAGAAAACGUUCUCAAAAAUUGGGUUCAUAGGGAAACAAAAAAAUCGUGCAUUGCGAAAAAAAGUAGGGUAAAGUUAUAAGAAAAUCAUUGCCGAAAGGAAUUCAUGCAUUGAAACAGGAAGUUCCCCGUGGAAGACAAUUUUAUAACGCCGCAGUAUUGUCGUGCUGGCCGUGACAAGUAAGAAAACCAGAAUCGAUUGGAGAUUGAUAAUCCGCAAGACUGACCCGUUUCCUAUAGUACCCGAAUGGUGAACCUGGCCUUCAUACCACCAUCUCGGCAAUUGUCAACGUAGCAAGAAAAAAAACAAGACAUUUCGCGUUGAAGAAGCUCAACUUGGAAAAUUUCCAAAACGUAGAGUAGCCGAUUCAGAUUCUGACGGAGCGAGCCCGUUGUCGAAGAAUCAUUGUACAUCGCGAAACUGCCGCAGCAUCAGCGCCCGUAAACCUCAUCUUGGGAAAUUUUCCGAAAGUGAUUAGAACAAAAAGGUGUUAAAAUUUAUAUUUUGUACUCUAGUAAUAACCAAUUUUAAAUCCGAUCCUGCCUCGUUAAACGUAGAAGCGUCGGAAUUGUUAUCUUUUAUAUUAUUUAUUGCGUUUUCCUGUGCGACAAAAAGGAUCACCCAGUCGAAGUCUGUUCAACCUGAUCGCUAGUCAGAUAAAGAUAGAUCCCACGAGAUUAGCCAUGUCCGAGUCAGGGGAGCCGGUGGUUGCCGAGGAGAGCAACAACAAUCAGAUUGAUCUGGUUGAAUCGGUAAGCAAGCUGAACAUUAACGGAGAGGAAAGACACAACAAUAGCAACGACAGCAAUGAAGAGAAUACCGAUAAUAACAAUUUGGCCGAAAAUAAACUCAACAGCACCAACAACAAUACAACAGUUGAAGUUGGCCAUAACUCCAUAGGGAAACGCAUCCGUCGUACUUCGGAGAAACUUCACGCUGAUGACACUGCUAGUGGACACAAAAAAUACUCCUUAGAUAUGUUGCUUUCAUUAAAGGAUGCCACAAUUAGCCGAGAAAAACCUACCACCAUACCAGAUGCUUGUAAAUCGAUUUUGAAAUCCAGUCAUACUCCAGGUAUGUCAUCAGGCAGGAAUUACGGCCAUCAAGAUAAUUCGCUGCUUCCCACGUUCAUGAGAUCCGGAGACAACGAUGGAGGCAUGAUGAGCCGUCCGCCUCCGAUGCGCCGUGCCCCAUACCAUGGACGGUUGUCUGCGAAGGAAAUGAGAUCAGGAGGAUCUACCGAUGAUGUUGACAGUGGCUUAAUUAAAGUAAAUAUCAAUAUUACCGAGGAUGUAAAGCUGCGAACGUCAAGCAAUGCCUGGAAGCCAAGAUUUUUGCAAAAACAGGAAGAGACUGACGAAGAAAGUGCUAAAAGCCAAGAAUUAUUCAAGAAAUUCCGCAGUGUUCUGAAUAAACUGACGCCUGACAAUUUCAGCAAAUUGGUAGAACAGGUCAAAACAUAUGUCAUUGACACUGAGGAUCGUUUAGAUGGUUGCAUUAAAAUCCUCUUCGAGAAGGCCAUAAUGGAACCUAAUUUUACAGACACUUAUGCGCAAAUGUGCAAGGAAUUGGGUACCAUAAUAAAAAUUGAAAACAGCGAUAGAAUCAACUUUAAGCGGAAAUUAAUCACUCAGUGCCAGAAGGAAUUCGAACGGCAUCACACUGAUAAGGAAGUAAACGCCAGCGAGAAACAGGAAACUAUUAAAAAGGCAAUCGAGGAGAAAGUUGAAGAUUCCGAAGAGCUACAACUGGAACUAGAGGAAAAGGAUGCUAAAGUCCGACGACGUGCUCUCGGAACAAUCCGUUUCAUUGGAGAAUUGUUCAAGCACGAGCAGCUGACGUGCAAAAUUAUGUACACGUGCAUCAACAUUCUGCUAAGCGAGGAAAUGUUGUGUGAGGAAUCGCUUGAAUGUCUCUGCAAACUAUUGACCACAAUAGGUGGGCGCAUGGAGAAAGAUCCGGUUGCAGACUCCCAAGGGUUGCAAUAUUGCUUUGAACGAUUACAAGACAUAGCCGACAAAAAACCUAAUGCUAUACAAGUGUCCAACAGAAUUCGUUUCAUGAUAUUGGAUUUGAUAGAUUUGCGUAAAAACAACUGGCAGCCAAGGAAAGCGCAAGCGCAAGCCGCUCCAAAAACUAUGGACCAAAUCCAGAAGGAAGUGGAAGCCGAAGAACAUAAGAAUCGCAUCUUAAACUUUCAACUUUCCGGACCAGAUCGUGAUCGUGGCAACCGGGAUCGACACGAUCGGGAUCGCGAUGGAGGCAGUGCUUCCAAGAACAAGCAACGUUUCGUGGACGACGAUGGAUUUGUGCAACCUAACAAACCAGCUCGCUCGCUGGCCACACCGUUCGACCCUAAAAAGUUGAACCUAUCGCAAAACACAACGGAAGUUACUCGUCUGGGAUCAGCCUCGAUGUUCCAAGGUUGGGGUAAAAAUAAUGCCUUCGCCUCGCUGACCGACGAACAACAGCAGCAACAGCAAAGCGGACCACCCCCCAGUUUCUUUGGGCCCGGCGGCCUCGGUAGCAGCUCCGGUGGUGGUAGUGGUGGUGGUGGUGGAGGUGGUGGACAGCAUUCUUCCUCCGGUGGACAUGGCAGUAGAGGUGGUGGUGGCGGCGGUUACGGUGGUAGUCACAAAAAAUCGGGUGGUGGCGGUGGAGGCGGAAGUGGGAAAAAGUCACUUUACGGGGGAAGAAAUAGCAACAUUUUUUGAUGAACGACCACAGAUCAACAAUUAGCUUUGCUUGAAAAAAAUUCAUACUUUUCCCGGUUAAGGAAUUAAUUUUUUUUGAAUUAUUUUCGAUUUAUCUUUA
Messenger RNA from Uranotaenia lowii, 3038 nucleotides. Its product is annotated as eukaryotic translation initiation factor 4 gamma 1-like. The transcript has 3 exons. Gene Ontology annotation, cellular component: eukaryotic translation initiation factor 4F complex. Gene Ontology annotation, molecular function: protein binding; mRNA binding; translation initiation factor activity. Bases 908 to 2938 code for a protein of 676 amino acids. The record is from RefSeq and is a predicted model, not a curated record. NCBI's taxonomy places the organism in Eukaryota, Metazoa, Arthropoda, Insecta, Diptera, Culicidae.